CUCCCUCUCUCUCUGAAGAUCAGAUAAACAAGGAAAUGGAAAUACUAAAAUGAUUCAGAGGAAAUAUUAAAAUCAACAUACUGAUAACCAUUACUUCCUGCUUCCUCAAAAAAAAUUAUUGUUGGGUGCUGACUGCCUCGCAUCGUGAUUCACCGUGAUCUUGUUGUGUUGCUGGUGUAAGCUUCCCUUCCAGAAGAACUGCUCCUGCCUGUCUCCAUCUCCCCGGGAAUAGACAAAGGGCGGUGCAGAGUGAUAAAAAUUUAUGUUUUCGUCAAACCGGGCCAAAGAGAAUGGGGGUCCUACACUCAAAAGAAUGAAGACACGACAGAACAAGGACUCAAUGUCAAUGCGGAGUGGACGGAAGAAAGAGACUCCAGGGCCCCGAGAGGAGCUCAGGUCACGGGGUCGAGCUUCCCCCGGGGGCGUCAGCACCUCCAGCAGUGAUGGCAAAGCAGAGAAAUCCCGACAAGCAGCAAAGAAAGGCCGGGUGGAGGAAUCCUGCACCCCAAAGGGCAGCAAGCAGGGCCGAACAGAAGAGAUCUCGGAAAGCGAAGGGGAAGAUACCAACGCUCCCAAAAAAACCAAAACCGAGGAGUUGCCCUGCCCUCCGUCCCCAUCCGAUGUUGACAGCCUUGAUGGCCACAGCUUCAAUGAUGAGAUGAGCAGUGACCCACGGGACAUUGACCAGGAUAACAGGAGCACCUCACCCAGCGUCUACAGCCCUGGCAGCGUGGAGAAUGACUCCGAUUCCUCCUCUGUGCUGUCCCAGGGGCCAUCUCACUCCUACCACCACCCUCCGCUCUUUCCCCAGAGCCCGCCAGUAGCUCCCCCUCCUGACAGCCUGGCCCGUCCACCGGAGCCCAGCUUUGGGCUCCCGAGCGAGGUGCACCCCCAGGGACCCCCCGCAGGGAGCUACCACUCCCAGCUGGAGGGCCAGGCCUCCCGCAUUUUCCAGGCUCCAGCCCCACAGACACCUGCCUCUUCCUCCUCUGCUGUUGUUGCCCCAUCUGCUCCCCCUUCCUCCUCCUCCUCCUCUUCCUCCUCUUCCUCCUCCUCCUCUUCCCAUGCUCCUCUUUACCCUACAGCCAAUGUGGUCCAGGUUGGGACCAAAAUGGCUGGUGGAGUGGGGGCUCUCCCAGCACCAGGGAGUCGUGAGCAGACCCUCAGCGCCAAGCACAAUCCACCACCCACCACCCCCAUCUCACUGGCAUCAGUGGUUGGGGGGCUCCCCCCUCAAAAGACACCCCCAGCCAACCCUCCAGCUGCCCCCCCGGCUUCGGCCCCAUCCUUCCCCCACGUCUCUGCCAAUCUGCCUCCCCCACCGGCCCUGCGCCCGCUCAACAACGCGGUGGCCGCCUCUAGCUCCCCAGGGAUGGUGGGGCAGGCCCUGAGCGGCCACCUUCCAUCACCCCAUGGGAUGGGGCAGGACAAGGCACCGGCCCUGGCCCCCUCCCGCUACCCUUACGCCCCGCCACCACUGCCGCCCUCCAGCUCCUCGGCCCAGUAUGCCCAGCCCUCCACGGCCCAGCCCCUGCCCAGUUACAGUGCCUCCUAUGGCCACAACUUCCCCCCGCCCAGCGGGCUCUCCGUGUCCAGCCAGCCCCCCAAAUACACACAACCCUCCCUGCCCUCCCAGCCCGUCUGGAGCCAGGGGCCACCCCCCUACAGCCGCCCCUUGGGCAACACCAGCUCCCACCCUGCGGCCCCCUUCCCUGGCCAGCCUCCUCAUCACCAGCAGCCACCCCAGCAGCACCACCAUGGUCACGGAAGUGGUGGUGGGGUUUCCCCGGCAGCCGCAGCUCCCCCCCAGCCCUCUGGGGGUUACCCACAUGGCCUGGAGUCAAGCAGCCAUCACCCUUCCCACGCCGCUUAUGGGCUGCGCCUCUACCCUCCUCACAGCCAGGCUGCUUACAGCCAGGCUCCCUUGGCCUCUGCUGUAGCUCCCUCUUCUUCCUCGUCCUCCUCUUCUUCCUCCUCCUCCUCUUCUUCCUCUUCCUCCUCAUCCUCCUCCUCCUCCUCUUCCUCCUCCUCCUCUGCUGCCUCUUCCCAGGGAAGCUACCCUGGCAUGUGUGCUCACCCCCCAGGGCAGAGUCCUGCCACCUACACCUUCCCCCCGCCGCCACCCCCCUCCCCUGCCCAUGGUGCUGGCCCUCCGGUCACUUCCGCUGCCAUCACCCUCUCCACUGUCAUCGCCACCAUGGCCUCCCCCUCCACGGCUCCGUACAAGACGGUCUCUCCCCCAGUACCCCCCUCAGCCGUGGCUCCCUACGGGAACCUCAGUGCCGCACAGAUCAAGCAGGAGCCGUCGGAGGAGUACGAGCCCCCCGAGAGCCCCGUGCCACCCGCUCGCAGCCCUUCACCGCCCCCCAAGGUGGUGGAUGUGCCGAGCCAUGCCAGCCAGUCAGCCAGAUUCAACAAACACCUGGAUCGUGGUUUCAACUCCUGCUCUCGCACAGAUCUGUACUUUGUGCCACUUGAUGGCUCCAAGCUGGCCAAGAAAAGGGCAGACCUGGUAGAGAAAGUGCGGCGAGAAGCUGAGCAGAAGGCGCGGGAAGAGAAGGAGCGGGAACGGGAGCGGGAGCGGGAGAAGGAGCGGGAGCUGGAGAGGAGCGUGAAGAUGGCUCAGGAGGGCCGGCCAGUUGAGUGCUCAUCUCUCGGGCCAGUUCCCCACCGUCCCUCCUUCGAGCAGGGCAGUGCUGUAGCGACUGUUCCCCCCUACCUGGGCCCUGACACCCCAGCUCUGCGCACCCUCAGUGAAUAUGCACGGCCCCACGUCAUGUCCCCCAGCAACCGUAACCACCCUUUCUACGUGCCGCUGGGUGCAGUCGACCCAGGCUUGCUGGGUUACAACAUGCCGGCCAUCUACAGCAGCGAUCCAGCGACACGGGAGCGAGAGCUGAGGGAGCGGGAAGCCCGUGAGCGAGACCUGAGGGACCGGGACCUGCGUGAACGUCUCAAGCCUGGCUUUGAAGUCAAGCCAGCUGAGUUGGAGCAGCUCCACGCUGUGCCAGCUGCUGCCAUGGAUCCAUUCCCACGCCAUGGUGGGCUGAGUCUGCAGACGGCCCCCAGCCUGCAUCCCGCUUUUCCCUUCCACCCAGGGCUGGGCCACUUGGAGCGGGAGAGGCUGGCGCUGGCAGCCGGCCCAACCCUUCGUCCUGACAUGUCCUACGCUGAGCGCUUGGCGGCGGAGCGCCAGCACGCCGAGCGGGUGGCUGCUCUCAGCAACGACCCUCUGGCCCGGCUGCAGAUGCUCAAUGUGACACCUCAUCAUCAUCAGCAUUCUCACAUCCACUCCCACCUCCAUCUCCACCAGCAGGAUGCCAUACACGCAGCCUCAGCCUCUGUUCACCCUCUUAUUGACCCACUCGCCUCGGGAUCACACCUCACCCGGAUACCAUACCCAGCUGGAACCAUCCCCAACCCUCUCUUGCCUCACCCUCUACAUGAGAAUGAAGUGCUGCGCCACCAGCUUUUUGCUGCACCCUACAGGGAUCUGCCAGGCUCUCUCUCGGCGCCCAUGUCAGCAGCACAUCAACUCCAGGCCAUGCACGCGCAGUCAGCUGAGCUGCAGCGCCUGGCUCUGGAGCAGCAGCAGUGGCUUCACGCCCACCACCCUCUGCAUGGCGUGCCGCUCCCGACGCAGGAGGAUUACUACAGCCACCUGAAGAAAGAAAGUGACAAACCCCUUUAAAUGGACUUCUACUGUCAAUGUGACAUCAUCAUGUCUUUCUCUCAAGAGGAGCAAUCGAUCAACCAAAUCCUCGGGGAGGGGAAGCUGCAGAGUGACACAUCCUGAUCCCACCAUGCAGUAGAGUGCAAGAGAAAAUGGACGUAAAGUACAGGAUGGCAUCCUGGGAGCAAAGUGGAGGAGAGAAUUGGGGAGGGGCUGAAAUACUACUAACAGAUAUGAAACAAUUGGUACGUGAUUUCAGCAGAGCUCUGAGGAAAACAGAAUCAGCAUUGCACAGAGCUCAGAAAGACAAAGACUGACAUGAAUUCAGAGUGGCAGCAGCUCCAACCUUUGUUUCGGGGGAACAGUUGCAUUAAAUACAAAUUGCAGAGUAUUGCAGGACUUUGUGGAUAUGAUGGUGCUGCCUUUUCUACUUCUGCGAGGAGGAGGUGCAGCCAAGAAGUAACUCAGAACCCAACAGAGCCUUCUUUUCAAGAUCUUCCUCACGCCCCACCCCCCUUUAGGUGUAAGAUACUGCCUAGUGAUACAGAAAAGCAACAUGGAACUUUUUCAGAUUAGCCAGAGCAGCUUCCCAUUCUCCAACAUUGCUUCCGAUGCAAACGAAGCAUUACGGGACCCCUUCAAAAGUGGCCACUCCUGCCUGCAGAGGGACUGGUCCCAGCCGUCGGGGUGCAAAGCACCCUGUGAGACUGUUUGCAAGGUGGUGGCUAUGCUUUCCCAUGGCCGACAGGAACGGACACGGCCACAAAGGUGCAAAGCACCAUGAGACUUUCCAAGACUGUGAAUCACUACCCAUGACCCCUUUGAGCCCUGCGGGGAGAGCUAAUGUGGCCGGGCGAUACUGCAUCCUGGGACUGUCUUUAAGAUGGUGGCUGCCCCUUUCCCCUCACCCAUUCUAAUUGAUGUACUUUAACUCAUGCACAUCCUAUUAGACGUGGCAGUUUUAUGUAGCAACUUGUGACUCCCUUGCCCCCCUGCGUGCGUGUCUGAUUUCACAGUUGUAUCUCUCUAUUGGUCCCCAUAUAUAUAUUUACUUAACCAUUAAAAGGAAAAGAAAACCAACCAACAACCCAGCUAUGGAAAAAACACCCAAA
Molecule: messenger RNA, 4785 nt
Organism: Athene cunicularia (burrowing owl)
Lineage: Eukaryota; Metazoa; Chordata; Aves; Strigiformes; Strigidae
Gene: ATN1
Product: atrophin 1
Exons: 11
Coding region: 263-3691 (1142 amino acids)
Cellular component (GO): nucleus
Molecular function (GO): transcription corepressor activity
Source: RefSeq, a predicted model, not a curated record